AGACAAACAAGUGAUUGUGGAACAAGAGAGACAGACUCGCUGCAUGGGGAGAGAGACAGAGGCAUUCAUCUGGGAACACUCACAUACAGGAGAGACAGCACUUCUGGGUGUCUCUGUAGCUCUAUAAUCUGCCGACAGAACCAUGAGGGGCACCCGGAAAUACCAGCAUGUGAUUGAGACCCCCGACCCUGGGAAAUGGGAGCUGGCCGGUUAUGAGGAAUCUCUGCCAAUCAGUGAGAAGUCCAACCCCAUUACGCGUGAGCUGGAUAAAUCCGACCCCUCCCAGUUGGUGCAGCUCCUGAGAGACUGCGAUGCUGAGAUAUUCCAGGAGGAAGAUGCGAAUCUCAUUCAUUAUCAUAGACUGUACAGCGAGUCGGUGCUGCAGACAAUGGGGGACAUCGCUAAGCGAGUGCAGGAAGUAUUAAAGGAUCCUGAGGGGGGCCUGGUGGUCCUGAGCGGCUGUGGGACCUCGGGGCGACUGGCGCUUCUACUGGCUAAUUCCUUCAAUCUCCUAUUAAAGGGGCAGCACAGGGCCCCCCGUUACUGCUACAUCAUGUCCGGAGGGGACAGAUCCAUUGUGUCGGCUCAGGAAUCCCCAGAAGAUGACCCCCAUGUGGGGGCCCAGGAAUUAGAGAAGGUUUGUGAGGGGAAGAAGAAUGUGGUGUUUGUCGGCAUUUCCUGCGGCUUGUCUGCCCCGUUCAUCGCCGGCCAAUUGGAUUUGUGUAUGAGGCACCUGGAUGUGUACCUACCGGUGCUGGUGGGCUGUAACCCAGUCAGUAUGGCCAGGAACGACCCCAUCGAGGGCUGGCACUCCAGCUUCCGGCAAGUGGCCGAGCGCCUCCAGGCCCUGCACGAGUCCCACAAAGGCUUCAUCCUCAACCCGGCGGUGGGGCCUGAAGCCGUCAGUGGUUCCUCGCGCAUGAAGGGGGGAAGCGCCACCAAGAUCCUUCUGGAGACCCUGCUCCUGGUGGCCCACAAGGCCGACUCCAAUGUGCCAGUGACUGAGAAGUGCCUGCUGGAAAUCCUGCGGACGUACGAGAGGGCCCACAAGGUCACCUACUCCCAGAGCAAGAAAAUUGCAGCCCUGAUGAAACAGACGGCAACGAGUUUACAGAAGGGCCAUUUGUACAUCCUCGGCUGGGGCACCCUGGGGCUGGUGGGCAUAAUGGCUGCAGUGGAGUGUGGGCCCACCUUCCAAGCAGACUGGAGGGACGUGCGGGGCUUUGUCACUGGCGGUUACGACUCCAUAGAGAACAAGGAAGGGGACCUCUCAUCACUGGGGCCGGAGUUUCCCAUCUCCCAUGAAGACUUUGUGAGGAACGUUCUCCCCUCGGUGUCGGAAACAGACGCGGUUCUGCUCAUCUUCACUCUGGAUGAUGAGCUCAAUCAGAUAGAAAAGCUGGCGGCUCUGGUCAAGGAGAAGACCUCAAAUAUUCAAUGCAUAUCCCAUGCGACGGCCGGACAGUACUUACCGAAUUCCCUCAAGAAGACAAUUCCAAGUAUCAUUGGGAUGACGUGGCCCAUCCUGUUCCUGGAGUAUGAGGGCACUUUUAUCCAGAAAUUCCAGAGGGAACUGAGCACCAAGUGGAUUCUGGACACGGUUACGAGCGGCGCCUACGCCCUGAGGGGAAAGAUCUUUAGGAACUUUAUGGUGGACUUUAAAAUCACUAAUUCCAAACUGUUCCACCGGGCGGCGUCGGUUCUGCAGAGGGUAACGGGGCAGUCCCAGCAGCGCUGCACAGAGGUUCUGCUCCAGUCCAUUUACGGGGAACAGACCCUCUCGGAGCAGAUUAGGAACAGAACCAUUGCCGGACAUGUGGGAGCAGCCGCCUCGCAGGACAAGGUGCUUCCGGUGGCCAUAGUGAGUUUGCUGCGGAACUGCGCGGUACAAGAGGCCAGGUCCCGGGUUGACUCCUCAGCGUCCAUUCGCGCCGCCAUUGAGUCCUCUCUGAAUGUGCCCGGGAGGAAGAGGGGGGCAGAGGAAGGCUCAGGGAGUGAGGGGCGCAGUCGAUGAAGGACCCACUGGCUUCAUUCACAGAACAGAUGGAGCGUUUGGCCUGAGGACUGGGGGUGUCGGGGGGCUAUUUGCACAAAUCCCGCGCUUUCUCUUUAACCCCCCUUGUUCCACUGAUACUUUUCCAUUGGUCGGCGCCAUAUAUUACUUCCUGUACUGUGACUGUGUCAGAACCCAAAGAGCUUGCAAUCAGAUCAAGGAGCGGGGGGAUGGGGGAAGUUCAUAUAAAAAGUUACAUGCUU
Xenopus tropicalis (tropical clawed frog) is the source of this 2256-nucleotide messenger RNA. It is a transcript of the gene gckr, whose product is annotated as glucokinase regulator. NCBI's taxonomy places the organism in Eukaryota, Metazoa, Chordata, Amphibia, Anura, Pipidae. The transcript has 20 exons. The record is from RefSeq and is a predicted model, not a curated record. Bases 143 to 2014 code for a protein of 623 amino acids. Gene Ontology annotation, molecular function: carbohydrate binding; carbohydrate derivative binding; kinase inhibitor activity. Gene Ontology annotation, cellular component: nucleus; cytoplasm; mitochondrion. Gene Ontology annotation, biological process: carbohydrate metabolic process; carbohydrate derivative metabolic process.